Molecule: messenger RNA, 609 nt
Organism: Coniosporium apollinis CBS 100218
Lineage: Eukaryota; Fungi; Ascomycota; Dothideomycetes
Product: pre-rRNA-processing protein PNO1
Exons: 7
Coding region: 1-609 (202 amino acids)
Cellular component (GO): nucleolus
Molecular function (GO): RNA binding
Source: RefSeq, a predicted model, not a curated record
AUGGAGGUAGACACAGAAGGCCGACCGCUCUUCGCCCCCGCCGCAGAUGUGCCUUUAGCGUUCCGGGUAGAGAGCCGCAAGGUUCCUGUGCCACCGCACCGCAUGACGCCGCUCAAGGCUGCGUGGCCGAAGAUAUAUCCUCCGCUUGUGGAACACCUGAAGCUGCAGUGCCGGAUGAACGUCAAGAGCAAGGCGGUUGAGUUACGAACAUCGCACUUUACGACGGAUUCUGAGGCUCUGCAGAAGGGAGAGGACUUCGUCAAGGCGUUUACCCUCGGUUUCGACGUCGACGAUGCUAUCGCGUUGUUAAGAGUGGACGAUCUAUACAUACAGACGUUUGAGAUCAAAGACGUGAAGACACUCCAAGGCGAGCACCUUGGUAGAGCCAUCGGGCGCAUAGCUGGCAAGGACGGCAAGACAAAGUUCGCGAUCGAGAACGCAAGCACGACGAGGGUGGUAGUGGCAGGCCAGAAGAUCCACAUAUUAGGCGGCUUCAAGAACAUCCGUAUAGCACAAGAGUCUAUUGUGUCCCUUAUCUUGGGUGCUCCCCAAGGCAAAGUGUAUGGCAAUCUUCGGACAGUCGCAUCGCGGAUGAAGCAGCGGUUUUAA